CGAUGAUUCGGACAGUGAUGACAGUGAUCUCGGAGACGGUGUUGCGACGAUCAGUUUAGCCGAGCUACUUGAUAUUCCACCUGAAGCAGCUGCGCGAUAUGCAAUGACCCGCGAACACCAAGAAGCCUGUGUCAGACUUCUGGAUAGGAUCCCUACACCCAUUCUUGUCUAUUAUGCCAUGGACGUAUUCAAGCUCCGAGAGCUGGUUGGGCGUGAUUGCGACCUUGAAGACGACGGUGUCAAGAUGUGUAACCUGUUGAUGCGUGACGGUCACUAUAACGAGGCCAUAUCAUGCAUCCGCAAACUCAACCUGUUUGAAGCCUUCCCGAUCGACAAGUUUGCUGCCAAAUUGUUUGCAGCUAACCAAGGCAAUAUUUUGCCGGUAUUUACAAGCGGUAAUGCAACACUCCAGAAACUUUUAUUGGAAUACAUCAACAUCCAGCUUCGCUACACGUUCGCUGGGAAUUUGGAUAUUGUGCCUACAGAAUAUUUGGCAUCAAUUCCGGACGAUGAAAAGUCAGCACCGCCAUUACCCCGACUUCGAGAACGACGCAUUCAAAAAGACUUGACAUCUUGUGCAACAAGGAUAAUGCAGGAAUUAAACAUUGACGACACCGAACACUACUUCAUCUGGCUCUCACAAAAAUACGCCGCUCUGCGCUAUCUCAUCAAACAACGUGCAGCCCAACAACAUGACGAGUGUGACAUGUCGAUUGCCGCUAGCUCAAACUAUAACGGUCUGAUCGAGUUGAUCAUUAGGGAUGAUCCUGCAGUUGUCAAGCUCGCCAUUAAAGAGUUUGUCGACAUGAACGACGCUGUUGCUGCGACCCAUUUUGCACAUGUUUUUGGCCAACAUCAAUUUCUCGUAGAGUAUAACGGUUUGCCGCUUGGCGAUCGAUCUGUCGGCAUGCUCAAGGGCGAAGUGCCGUCCUCACGCUACCACGGCUCACCACGACGCUCGCCUGUUGCAAACCCCAUUUACUACCAAUUGCCCAAUCAAGUCCGUCCGGUGAUGGUAGACAACCAUCAUAAAGUGAUGCAACUCAAAGCAACGCUUGCGCAGACGCGUAUAUGCGGAUUGGAUACAGAAUGGGUGCCACAGUUUGCCCGGUCGGGUACUAUCAAAACUGCACUGAUGCAAAUUGCGUCUGAUCGCGGUGUCGUAUACCUUGUGGAUAUCGCCAAGGCACUACAUCCAAUGAACAUUGCUUUGUUGCAAGACAUGGACCUCGUUUUGCGUAUGCUUUUCGAAGAAAAACAGAUCAUCAAGCUCGCCUAUGACUUUAACGGCGAUUUCUCGCUUUUAAAGGAGUGUAUGCCCACGGCAUCGGAUUGGUACACUGCAAACCUUGUUGAUUUCAAGUCCUUGCGGACCAAGCAUGGCGAGCCAAUCCCUGGCGGUCUGGCAGGUGUGGUUUCGACAUUUUUAGGCGUCUCUAUGAACAAAAAACAGCAACUCAGUAACUGGGAACAGCGGCCGUUGACGGUCGACCAAGCAACGUAUGCAGCGAGCGACGCUUACUGCUUAAUCGAAAUAUACGGCAAUCUCGUCAAUGAUAACCAUCCAUUUAUAAAAACAAUUGACCAUGGCACGGACAAUCGUCACUACAAAUCACUAGCAUCCUCUGCUCCUACUACCACCGCAAUGCCACUAUCCACUCCAUCUCCACCUAUCCCCAGCCUUUCCGUCGAACGCGACUUGGUCCAGUUUUGACCGUUGUGUAAAUUCAACAAAGCGAUAUAAUUAUAC
Molecule: messenger RNA, 1750 nt
Organism: Zychaea mexicana
Lineage: Eukaryota; Fungi; Mucoromycota; Mucoromycetes; Mucorales; Lichtheimiaceae
Product: ribonuclease H-like domain-containing protein
Exons: 2
Coding region: 104-1714 (536 amino acids)
Biological process (GO): nucleobase-containing compound metabolic process
Molecular function (GO): 3'-5' exonuclease activity; nucleic acid binding
Source: RefSeq, a predicted model, not a curated record